CUCGCCACCUUUAAGGUCUCACGGGAAGUUUUGAUGAGGAGCUCUGAUCACUUUCAAAAGAUGCUUGACCCUGCUGGUAACUUCGCGGAGUGCAAGCAAAAGAUCGUUGAUCUCGAGAACGCGAACCCGAUUGCUGUCGAGCUGUGGCUCCGUUAUUUCCACGGCAAGCUGGAUGAUGAGAGUCUCAAGAUCCCCAUUGGCGAGCUUCGUGCCCUCAUUGAGUGUCACCGUCGAUACUUCUUCCCGCUGGAGAAGUUGAACAAAUGGUUCGAACAGUGGAUGGAGCACAAAGGUGGAAAGAAAAUGAAGAAGUUCAGCCUCGAUGAGCUUAGAAAGUUGAUGUACCCGUGUCAAGAGUUCAAUCAUGCUCAGGGUUUCGCGUACGCGACUAAGAAGUUGGUGUAUGAGACUCCAGGACAUGUUCAUGAGGAUACCCCCCUGGCUUUCGGACACUUGCAUCUUGAGCCACGCAUCAUUGGGGCCAUCAACGCAGCUCGUGGCAGUGUAAAGAUGAAGCUCCACGAGGCGCUCUACAUCAACAGAGUGUUCCUCAACGCCAGCUGCGACUGCAGAAAGGAAGGUCUCUUUGCGUACGAAACUGCGUUAGACAAGACAGGCGUCUGGCCAUUGGAGGAGGUUCUGCACGGAAGGAACUCCAUCUCACUCCAGCGCGUCCUCAGUGGUAUGAGAAAGUUCGAGUACGAGCCGCCCAAUGACUAUUGCGAGCUGUGUUCCGAAGACUUUGGCGCCUCUACGGUUACCAGAGCUAUCAACAUUGCUCAGUCGAAUUUCGACGGCUUAUGCUUGGAUUGCAUUGACAAUCCCCACAGCCGCGAUUGGGACAUCGAGUACACGAAGCAUCAUUCCUUCAAGCUCAUCAAGGCCAAGCAUAUUGAGUGGGACAUGGGCUGCCGUGUGAAGCAUGAAGAGCCAUCAUGGUACUUUUCAUGGAUUGCACGAAAACAACGAGCAGAUGCACACGAG
This is a messenger RNA of Mollisia scopiformis, 984 nucleotides long. RefSeq lists its product as uncharacterized. The record is from RefSeq and is a predicted model, not a curated record. The transcript is spliced from 2 exons. The annotation marks the transcript as partial. NCBI's taxonomy places the organism in Eukaryota, Fungi, Ascomycota, Leotiomycetes, Helotiales, Mollisiaceae.